This is a messenger RNA of Clonostachys rhizophaga, 243 nucleotides long. The record is from the annotation of a GenBank genome assembly. NCBI's taxonomy places the organism in Eukaryota, Fungi, Ascomycota, Sordariomycetes, Hypocreales, Bionectriaceae.
AUGGCUGGUGGCUCGGAAAUCCCCAUUCCGCCAUUGGCCCCGAAGCCAAGCCAGGGCGAAUCCUUCCCAUUUGAGUUGACACAUCUUGGCCUGCGCGCGCUCGUAUCGCCCAGCUCGGGCUACUGGAAGCUAAGGCACAUUAAAAAUGGCGUUGGAGACGGGCCAACAGCGAGUCAGCCAGAGUCAGGUAAGCAGGACGAGGUGGACGUGAGAAAGGAAAGGAAAGGAGGCAACCACAACUGA